Messenger RNA from Silurus meridionalis, 1468 nucleotides. RefSeq names its product heterogeneous nuclear ribonucleoprotein A/B-like. The record is from RefSeq and is a predicted model, not a curated record. Gene Ontology annotation, molecular function: RNA binding. Bases 102 to 1100 code for a protein of 332 amino acids. Gene Ontology annotation, biological process: regulation of gene expression. The transcript has 9 exons. Lineage: Eukaryota; Metazoa; Chordata; Actinopteri; Siluriformes; Siluridae. Gene Ontology annotation, cellular component: nucleoplasm.
AUCCGGCAAUAUAAAAUCUGCCACGAGUCGGCGGUGCGACCCAGUGUCCAUCUUGAAUAUUCGCAGGCUCGCGGAGCUGAAACAACUCGGAAUCAGUGGCGAUGGCCGACGACAGCGAGCAGCAAUUAAUGGAGACCUCGGAGAACGGAAACCUUGGCGAGGAGGCGCUGAACGGAGCGGAGAGCGCGGACACGCAACUCGAGGUGGAGGGAGUAGAAGGAGGAGACGAGGCCGCUCAGGGCGAGUCCCAGAACGGAGCCGCGGAUGGAGGACAGAUCGAAGCCAGCAAGGGAGAGGAAGACGCAGGCAAAAUGUUUGUUGGUGGUCUCAGCUGGGAUACAAGCAAAAAAGAUCUAAAAGACUACUUCUCAAAGUUUGGUGAGGUGACGGACUGUACCAUCAAAAUGGAUUCUAACACGGGGCGGUCGCGCGGUUUCGGAUUCAUCCUUUUCAAAGAAGCUGCAAGUGUGGAAAGGGUGUUGCAGCAAAAGGAACACAGGCUAGAUGGAAGACAGAUCGAUCCCAAGAAAGCGAUGGCAAUGAAAAAGGACCCUGUUAAGAAAAUAUUUGUUGGCGGACUCAACCCUGAGACUACGGAAGAAAAGAUCCGGGAAUACUUCGGGGCCUUCGGCGAGAUGGAAUCUAUCGAACUUCCCACGGAUCCAAAAACGAGCAAAAGGAGGGGUUUCGUCUUUAUUACCUACAAGGACGAGACGCCUGUCAAGAAAGUUCUCGAAAAGAAAUACCAUACUGUUAACGGAAGCAAGUGUGAAAUUAAAGUUGCCCAGCCUAAGGAGGUCUACCAGCAGCAGCAGUAUGGUGGCCGUGGUGGUGGCAGCUACGGAGGUCGUGGCAGGGGUCGUGGCGGCCAGCAAAAUUGGAACCAGGGAUACGGCAACUACUGGAACCAGGGCUAUGGCAAUCAGGGCUAUGGCUAUGGUGGACAACAAGGCUACGGCAACUACGGAGGAUAUGGCAACUAUGACUACUCCUCUGGUUACUACGGCUAUGGUGGUGGAUAUGACUACAACCAGGGCAAUACGAGCUAUGGGAAAACUCCAAGACGUGGAGGCCACCAGAGUAGCUACAAGCCAUACUGAUCACGUGUAGUGCAGGCCAUAAGUAUUUUCAACCCAAGAACCCAUAACAGCAGCAAGAGGUCAUCCACGAUGGGACACUCGCUCUCCUUUUUCUUUUUUUUUCUUUUUUUUUUUGUAUGAUGGGACUCGUGCUCCAUUUGUACAGGACAACGGAUGAAUGGGGACGCUGUGUCUCAUUCCACACUUUUUAUUUCUUGUUUUAUUUUCUUUGUCCACAUUUCCAGUGGUGGAAGUGUAAUUUUUACUGUACUUUUUGGUACCUUUUUUGAAUCUAAUGUAUUGUAUGGUUGUAUUUUACAUGUCAACUGAAUUUACAGCGUAUGAGGAUUGUGAGCUGCCCAAGCUUUUGAAAUAAAAUGUUUGAGUAA